This is a messenger RNA of Leptopilina boulardi, 5605 nucleotides long. RefSeq names its product protein Skeletor, isoforms B/C (gene Skeletor). The coding region runs from base 619 to 4665 and encodes 1348 amino acids. NCBI's taxonomy places the organism in Eukaryota, Metazoa, Arthropoda, Insecta, Hymenoptera, Figitidae. The record is from RefSeq and is a predicted model, not a curated record. The transcript has 14 exons.
AUUAAAUUUGCUCACAUAAAAUGUUUAAUUUAAUAAAAUUUCUAACGGUAUAUAGUAAAAGUGUGAUAAAACUGCAUAUAUAUAUAGUAUAGAGAUUCAAGAGAGUGUGGACAGGACAUCAACGUAUAUUAUAAGAUAAAACCGGCUGUUGCGUGAAUGGGUAAUUGUUUAUAAUUGGCGUGCGAUGAGGUUAAGUUGCUAUACCGCGAAGAAGGCGGUUUCUAGGUUGGACACCUCUUGGUUUCUGUUUGAAGAGAAAAAAAUACGGCCUGUAUAGCAGUCGAGCCAUGACAGAAUAGAGAGCACAUAUGUAUAACCAUCAGCAUUAAGCUGGAGCCUUGUUGCAUUCUAUAUACAUUUUUACGUAUAGCUGCGAUCAAUGACGGGAUGAGUAUGCAGAAAACAUGUGGAAAAAAAACAGGAAAAAAAAAUUUCUAUCAAUACACACGAACAUGGCAAUGGAAAUAAAAGCCAAUAUUACCGGUAUGAGGAAUAGAAGCAUCCCCCGCAACUUUUGGUAGCAAAAUAUUUUCUGAAAGCACUGAUUUUUCGAAUAAAUUAGAAAAUCAGUGCCCAAAAAAUGAAGAGAGGGACCAACAGAGAGAAAGAGAGAGGCGAAUGAAGAAAGAGGGCAAGAGAAUGGUCAGAACAACAUCAGGGAAUAAGGUGAAGCAUAUAUUGGCAAGACAGAGAGAUUGUGUAGUGGGAUUGGUAAAGCUAUCUGGAUACCAAGUCGAAACUUUCAGUGACAGUAACCAAGAAGACAUCAUGACGCGAUCAUCUCCACCUUCAAUUAGGUGCUGCUCUCUUGGUCUAGUCAUUGCACUGUUCCUCGUCUUCGUUGCACAGGUUUGCAACGCGGCUUAUUAUGGAAAGUUAUUAGGGAGAUUAUCUGAACUUCACCAUGGAGUCAGUGGUGAAAUCUAUGCUGUAGAUGGAAGAACCCUCUUCAUCAAAGGCUUCAAUUAUGAUGGAGAAGGUCCCGCUGCAUUUUUCUACGCUGGAAGCUCAAAAUCUCCUGGUAAUAAUGGAUUCAGGGUUCGGGACGAACGAGGAACGACUAACGUUCUAAAGCGGUACAGAAAUAAGGACAUCACUUUAACGCUUCCGGAAGGAAAGACCUUGAACAACAUUAAGUGGUUUUCCGUAUAUUGUGACGAAUUCGCAGUAAAUUUCGGUGACAUCAAAAUUCCACGCAGUUUUGAUUAUCCAAAACCACAAAAAUUAGGAAGUCUAAAUGGUAUUCAUGGAGUUAAUUCAGAACCAGUGGUGAUUGUUGAUGCUCAAACCCUUCUAAUUCCAAGUUUCAGUUACGAUGGCGAAGCACCAGAUGCGAAAUUCUGGACCGGAAGUGGACCACAUCCCUCGCCUCAAGGAAUUAAAGUGCCUGAUGAAAAUGGAAAAAUUCAACCACUACGACGUUACGAUCAUAAAACGGUUGUUUUAACAUUACCAGGAGAUUUAACGGUGCAUCAGCUUGGACAUUUUGGCGUUUGGUGUGAGGCUUUUGCUGUUGAUUUUGGUCACGUGCAAAUUCCUCAGAGUCUCAACGUGCCACCCUCUCUUAAGAUGCUUGGAGUUUCUCCUCAGUCGAAACUCAACUGCGAAGUUCUCGAGGACAGUCUUGCUUUUGAAGUUCGAUGGGCCGUUGCUGGGGACAGUAUAGUCAUUCAACUUGUCGGCAAGCUGGAGGAUGGACAGUACAUGUCAUUUGGUCUGUCUGGAGAAUUAGAAAAAAGUGUAAUGAUUGGAGCUGAUGUUGUGGUUGCCUGGGUGGAUAAACAAACUCUUCAAGGUUAUGCAAUUGAUUACUUCUUAGACGCCAAAUCUCAAUGUUCUGGAGGACGUGGAAGUUGUCCAGACACUCGAAUUCAAGAUGACACAAAUUCAGUGAGACUUUUGAAUGCAGCGAUGGUGAAUGGCUAUAGUAUUGUAACGUAUCAAAGACCCUUGAAGGCCAACGAUGAAUUAGAUCGUCAAAUUAAGACUAAUGGAUCUCAAGCGAUCAUCUGGGCAGUGGGUCCACUCAAUGAGAGAAAUGAGGUCAGCUUUCAUAGCGAUUACUUGAAAACUGAUCGAUUCAUCGAAUUUGGAAGACCACCUGUCUGGAAUUGUCCCAUGCCCGAUCAGGAACCAUCUCGAACAUACGAUGAAGAUAUUGAUAAAAGCUCUUCGAAUCAGGAACUCACAGCAACCACAAGAAGACCACGACCGCCUGCAACUCCAGCUCCAGCGCCAAAAACAGACGCAUGGUUGAUUCCUGAUAUCCAGUGCUACGAACCGGAAGACGGUGUCUUCUAUGCUCAAAUGGGCCCCACUGGCGGAAAACACGGUUACCCAGCAAUCACAGGACACGUUGGAUGGGGAAUAUCGUGGUACAUCAAUGGACUUUUAAUUCCCGUGAUUCAUGUGGUUAGAGGUAAAAAAUAUAAUUUCGUUGUUGAAGGAGGUCAAGAUCCAAAUAUACCCGCUCGCUAUCAUCCAUUCUACAUCACUGAUGAUCCAGUCGGUGGUUAUUUACACAAAACACCAGAGGAAAGAGCGAAAGUGAAAAUCUUCGCUGGUGUUCGACGACAAAGAGGAACAGUUAGGCCAACAGGAGUAGGUCGACUCUGCAAUUGGGUUCCCGAUCAAAAUUCACCACUAGCCGAUGAUUUUGCUUCAUUUGGCGCCUAUCAACGAACUCUAGCGCUUGAAUGUGAUUCAGGUGAACCUGGAAUUGUACAAUGGACACCUGACGAAAAUACACCUGACACUGUUUACUAUCAGUGCUUCACUCAUCGCUAUCUGGGUUGGAAGAUCCAAGUGCACGACUCAUGCGACACAAAUGCAGCGGCAGCAGCGAGCGAGAUUCGAGAAACAUUCGCCGAUCCUGAUGAAGCUGAGCCGGAAAUGGAUGGCGAUCUCAAUAGUGGUGCCAGUAUUCGAGUCACGAGCAAGGUAACACCAGCGCCAGAAUUCUUCAAAGAACAUCAAGAAUACGAUGGUCAAGCGUAUGGUCAUCGUCAUUAUACGCAUCAUUCAGCGACUAACCCAAGCAAUUUAGGUUCACACAUCAAGCAACUAACACGAACGCAUGUGCCCUAUGAUCAUCGUGAUAAUUACGAGCGCUUCCAGUUACCAUCAUCAUCAUCAUCAUCAUCAUAUGCGAAUCAUGGCCUAAAAUCAACGUACACUCCUUCCAAUCUUAUGAAUAUGCCUCAUUCAAAAGACAUUCGUCAUUCCUUUACUUAUUCACAUUUAAAAGAUGAACCCUUUCCCCCACCAUCGGAACCAAUAAUUCCACCUCCUGUCUUUAAUCAUCCAAUCAUGGAAUCCGAACAGGAGAUUCUUUCCUCUAACCAACAAUCUAAACUCAUUCCAGAUUCAAAACCCGGCACAUUCAUGAGCUUUGGACCCGUGAAAUAUUCCUAUCCCCAUCAGGAAACAUCACAGCCGCAGACCAUUCUUUUCACCAGAACACCACAACACAUCUUUCAUCAUCAGCCACCGAGAACGCAACUGAUGAUUUUUCGAAGACCACCACAACAAAUGCGUCGACCAAUGCCACCUCCUCCUCCUCCUCCAAUGAUGACAAUGCCAUCUUCAAUGAUGUCCCGUCCGCCAGUAUUUAUCGAGAGAAAAAAAUCCGUCUACAAAAGUAAUAAACUAAUGAAUCCUCAGGUAACAAAAUUGAUGAAAAUCGCCAAAUUGGAAGCCAAAGUUUCUGAAAUUGAUCAAUCCAGUAUUUCCAUGAAGCCAGCGAGAAAUACUGGUUUCAAUCCCGAUUCAAUUGUCAUCGAAGGUGGUUUCAAGCCAAUUUUGAAAAAUAUCGAAUCACUUGGUGCACAGGAUCGCAAUUCUGAUGAUCAAAUUUCCGAAUUUCGAGAAAAUUUCGAACCAAUGUUCAUUCCAUCGCCUCUCGAUCGUGAUGUUAAUAAUAAAAAAGGAAAGAAAAAAAUAAUACAAAAUCGUUCCAAAGUGAGAGUUGACGACGACAUGGAAAUGGCUGCCGAUCGUUUAGAUUCCUAUUAUUUGCCACCGAAUCAUUCACCUGAUGAACAAACAUUGAUUACAUUCGACGGAAAACGUGUUAAGGAUUCCAAUCUUGCGCGUUCAAUUCCAAAAUCAAAUAGCGAACGUCCGAGAAAAAAAUUAAAUUCCGAUCUACUUAGUCGAACACCACAAUUUGGACGAUUUAGAGGCGAUCUACCACCAACGCUCGUAUCGGGUGAAGUUCGAAAUGACGAUUUUGCACAAUUAGAACGUAGACGUGUUAAGACAAAAGAGAUUUCAAUUCCAGAAUUAACUUCAAUUACACACAAUAAUAAUCAUCAUUUGGGAAAUACAAAAUUAACAUUAAUUGACAGAACAAAAAGAUCAACGAAUGAGGAGAGAAAUAUGUCCAAUUUGGGAAUUAAUCAUGAUCACAAUGGACACACAUAUGAUCAUACUGGUUAUGUUCAAGAUCACGAGGAAUAUGUUCAUCAUAGUGAUCACAAUAAUCACGAUCAUAGUAAUCAUGAUCACAGCAAUCAUGAUCAUAACAGUAAUCAUAAUUCGGAUCACGAUAAACAUAAUCAUGAUCAUAAUGAUGGAAGUUCAACUUUGGCGAGCACUGGACAAGUGAUUAUUGCCAAUAUUGAAUACAUUGUUUUAACAGCCAUUUUAUAUUAUAUCAUUUGAUGAUUCAAUUUUUAAUAUCAUCGAAAAAAAAGAAAUUUUCUUUUUUUUUUGAUGAUAAUUUUAUUAGUCAUGAGAUUUGACGAUUCAAUUAGAGAUGAUUAGGUGAAAUUUAUCAAGUUUUUCUUGUAGAAACUUUCUUGAUACUUUGACUAUAAAUGUCUUCCAUGGAUCUAAAGCCAAAAUGAUGGGAUUGUGAAGAUUGAACGUACCGGCAAGAAUCAUUCUUUUCUUUUUUAUGAUCUUAUAUUUUUUUCGUUAAAAUCAAAAAAAAAAAAAAAAUCACUUUCAUGACAAAAGUUUCGGAUUUCAAUCAGUUUUGGUAAAUUUUUAUAACAAAAAAAUUCUUUUUGGAUCAUUCCGAAUCAAUUAGUUUUAUUUCAAAGAAUAAUUUUAAUUAUUUUGAAUUCUGAAUCAAAUUUUAUUUCGAAUCAAUCCGAAGCUAAAUUUUAAACCUUUUAAAUUAUGAAAUUUUAUUCCGAAUCAAUUUGUUUCAUUUCAAAGCUUAAUUUUUUUUUCUUUUUUUUUUGUUAAAUAUUACAGCCCAUUAUUACAAGAACUUUAAUUUUUUUAAAUCCUGAAAUUUCAUUUUGUAUCAAUACUACAGGCCUCGGAUGUUACGACUUUUUCCGACUUUUUUUUCGAAAAUAAAACUUUUUUCGACUUAUUUUUAUUAUUACAUUUAAGAUAUUAUAAGAUAUUACAUUUUUUACAAAAUACGUUUUUUUAGAAUACAAUGAAGAUCUUUUUCAAAACUUCUUUAUUUCAAUUAUUUAAUAAAUAUAAUUCUUCUUUGAAUUAAUUAUUUUCAAUAAUUUCAAAUGAAAUUCUUCAUAAAUUCACUUAUCUUAAACUAUUUUUCAAGCAAAAAUUUUAUGAAAUUCAAUAAUUGUUUAAAAUUAAAAAAAAAAUCACCAAAUAAAAUUACCAAAAAUUUCAAUUC